CGGCGUUGUUCUUCUUCCUUGUCCAACGCUCUGAGACGGACUAUAAUAUUUCAUCCUCGAGAUGCUGCAGUGAUUUUUAGUCCCAGGAAAUCAGGCGAACAAAAUAAUCUGAAUAACCCGAACCAUUUGUUACCGCGUAAGAGCAAACGCUGCCUAGGCACAGAUGAUGGCAAAAAAUUCCCUGGAAGGGUCUAAAGAAGACCUGAGCAAAAUUUCGGAAGAGGAGAUGCUGAGGUGGAGCAAAGAAGAGCUGGUGAAAAGACUGAGGAAAGUGGAGAAUGAAAAGAUGAACUUAAUGGUGGAACACGGCAACUUAAUGAAGGACGUGAACCGGCGGCUGCAGCUCCACCUGCACGAGAUCCGCGGUCUGAAGGAGGUGAACCAGAAGUUGCAGGACGACAACCAGGAGCUGAGGGAGCUCUGCUGCUUCUUAGAUGACGACCGACAGAAAGGCAAGAAGCUGUCGAGGGAAUGGCAGCGCUUCGGGAGGCACACGGCCAGCGUGAUGUGGAAGGAGGUGGGCAUGUACCAGCAGAAGCUGAAGGACCUGGAGGCAAGGCAGGAGACUCUCCUGCGGGAGAACGUGGAACUGAAGGAGAUGGUGCUCAUGCUGGACGAGGAACGGAGCGGUGCCGGCUCACGGAGCUCUAUCGACAGCCAGGCCAGCCUGACCAACCUCAACGGCGGCUCGGCCACCAGGGACGUGGGGGACGGGAGCAGCACCUCCAGCACGGGCAGCGCGGGCAGCCCCGACCAUCAUCAUCAUCACCUCCACCACCACAAGGCCAGUGACAGCAAGGCCGGGGCCAUGCGGAGAUCUAUGGAUGACUUGUCUGCACCCCUUCACCACCGGAGCAUCCCCAACGGCCUCAACGAUUCAUCUUCCAACUAUAUCAGGCAACUUGAAACAAAAGUGAAGCUGCUGGAGGAUGACAACAAACUUCUUUCCCAGCAGUCCAGCACGGGGGACCUGAGGACUUUGAGGAAAGGAUUGUCCCCGUACCACUCUGAGUCACAGCUCUCAUCACUGCCACAGUAUCAAGAUGCCCUGCAGAAUGGACCAGCUCGCAUGACAUCUGAUCUUGCAUCUUCUCCUGCAGCAGGGUAUGUCCCAGUUGGUCAAAAACCAGAGGCUGUUGUGCAUGCUAUGAAGGUCCUCGAGGUCCAUGAAAAUUUGGACAGGCAAAUGCAAGACAACUAUGAGGAAGACCUGAGUGAAAAGGAGAAGGCAAUUGUUCGUGAAAUGUGCAAUGUUGUCUGGCGAAAGCUAGGUGAUGCUGCGAGCUCCAAACCCUCCAUCAGGCAACAUCUUUCAGGAAACCAAUUCAAAGGUCCCUUGUAGGAACACCAUCCUGAAGGCUGGAAGUGAUUGAUUCUGUGAAGACUAAAGAGGCAGAGCUCAGUGUUUCUCAUUGCCUGUUCUUUGGGAGGUGGGGGUUAAGUUUUUUUUUCAGGGUUUCUUCCUUUUUUUUUUGAUUAACAAUAGUGUAAAUAUGGCAGCUAAAGGCCUGAAUUCCAGGCUGUGGUGCUCUGGAACUACUGUUCAAUGGGUAACCAUCCAAUAAUGCCAGACUUGCAUCAUUUGUAUUGUAGUUCAGACCUGCUUUGUUGUAAUAGUCUGUUUGUAGAAUUAACUAACUUGAGAGAAUUUCUAAGAGGAACAAGAAGAACCCUUAAACUGCGGAGAAGUCACAGUUUGUAUUGCUCUGGUCCACCCAUUUGUUAGUGAUUCAUAGCUGGGUUAGUGGCUCAGGGCAGCAUCUUCCAAUGAAAGCAAUUUCAGUUCGUUGGCUUACUGCCUGCCAAGUUCCUGAGCUGCUAACACCUUUUUUAGAGGUCCUUAAUUCAAAGAAUGACAGCCAACUGUUUUCACGAGGCACUGUGUUCGAUUCAGAGUGGUGGGCUAAGAACACUGGUACCACUCUGUACAUUGUACAGUGGUACUCAUCACACACGAGGUGCCACCUGUUACCGAACUGGUUUUCCCUGAAUGACACAAGAUAUCUGCAGCCACAACGUGAAUGAAGUCACUUAGCCACAUACCAAUAUUCCCCUCAAAUACAGCAGCAUGUCUCCUGUAAAACAGCAACUGCCAUCCUAACAGUGCUCGCACAGGAUCUUCAAGAGCUUGUCAUCUUUCACAUAAGGAAGAUUUGGUUUUGUUUUAUUUUUAAAGUUCUUGCUGGAUCUCUCACCUACACGUGUUCCUCUGUAAGGUAACCAAACAACAUCCUUGCAGAGCUGAAUAAAAACUCCAUGAACGUGGGCUGUUGGGUGAGACUACUUCCUGCCAUUCAAGCUUUAUUUUUGUUAAUGAACCAAAACAAGUGGUAUUUUCCUUCUUUUAGUGACUAUAUAUAAAACAAUGGGACUUAGAUUUUACUAUUGUGAAGUAGCUGCUUCCAUAGUUGUAAGAAAUUGACCUGACCCCCCCUUCCAAGUUGUCACAGCAGCUCUCCCUGUAUUUUAUUAGAUUUCCUUUCCCAAUAAUCCAAGGAAGUGGAGCUUAGUUAUUGAAAACAUUGGUGUAAAAUAAUUUUAAAGGCAGG
Molecule: messenger RNA, 2549 nt
Organism: Indicator indicator
Lineage: Eukaryota; Metazoa; Chordata; Aves; Piciformes; Indicatoridae
Gene: CCDC85C
Product: coiled-coil domain containing 85C
Exons: 6
Coding region: 164-1342 (392 amino acids)
Cellular component (GO): apical junction complex
Source: RefSeq, a predicted model, not a curated record